CAUGUCACUGCUGUAUUUUUAUUUAGUUCUUAGGUUGUAAAAAUAGCUUAUUAUCCACACAAAGUACAUGCAUCUUUCUGUUGAGCUGAAUGUUCAUUAAUGGGUUAAGUGUUAUUGUAGUUCCUAGAGGGAGGUACUUCUGGGAACAGGUUGGCUCUAUUCUCUCUACUUCCCUCUUCCAAACAACAACUGCGCCACAGCCUUAAACCAGCCAGACCUUUUAGGUGGAGAGCAAUAGUUUAAGGUUUUUCUUCCACUCCAACAGACACAAGCAGGAGCCGGCAGGAUGUCUGUGACGAUGACCAAGGGCGAGGGGGUCACUGUGUUAACUUUGACCUCUGACCCCCAAAGUGUUCUUCCUCCACUGUGCCAAAUCCUUCGAGGCCUUUGCUACAGCCCCGUGUGCUGCUCUGUGUCUCAGCACCUGAGGAGGGUCCAGAGAAAUUCCCAGUCAGUACUGGGGGUUCUGCACAUUAUGGUCGGGUUGCUCAACAUCGGCCUUGGAGCGAUCCUUCUUUGCAGUCGUGUUUCUGGGUGGGUUUUGAGGGAAAGCGCGUUUCCUUGGUGGAUCGGAGGAUUGAUGAUUUUGUUUGGCAUCAUUGGCAUUGUGUCUGAGAAGUGCCCAAGUCCAUGUCUGGUCAUCGUCAAUGUGAUCCUGAAUCUAGCAGGAGUUGCUUUCUCCAUUGCAGCCAUCGUAGUCUACAGCAUCAAUAUGGCAAACAUAGGCAUGUAUUGGAUGUGUAGGGAAUCUAAUUACAAUUACGAUUACAAUUCACGCUACCGACACGCCACAACUACAACCGAAUCUCCUGGGGACAACUACGUGGCGGAGAAAUGCUUGGAGGGCAGAGAACUGGUUCUGAUGCUUAUGAGAAGCAUGAAUGUUCUGCUGAUUGUCCUGUCGGCCCUGGAGCUCUGCCUCGUCAUCAGCUCUGCCGUUUUGGGGAUCAAGGCUCUGAGGAGCAGGGAGAAGGGAGAAAAGGAGAAGACGGUUGACCCAGAACUCUACAAACCACUGCUGGAGGAAGUCACUAGUCACCCCACAGACUAAAUAACACUCUCUGCUUUGUGCCUUCAGUUACCAGGUACUAUAAACCUGUGCAUCUAUAACAUAGAUUGUACUGUUGCAUUAAUCAUUUACCAAAUUCAGCCUGUACGGUCUCUGCCAAAUUCUGGGUCUUUUACAAUAAGGAUUGCUUUAAGAUAUUUUGCACUUAUAUUAUAGAGCAAUUUUUAAUAACAACCUGAACUAAAUUGUUUAUGCUGCAGUGAAUUUCAUUCUCUGCUGAUGGUUUAAUAAACUGUUCCUGUUGAUUAUGAUUUUCUAUUGAAUAAUGUGCCUUAUGUUCAGCUUGUUUGUAGGUCAAAGGGAGGUUUAUGCACAUGUGUUUGUGAUGGACACACGUUGAUGGACUUAUGGGCCUGUUUGCUAUUUUACAUUAUUAAGCCAUAUUAAAAAAAAGUAAUCAAAACAAUUGAGUGUUGCUUAUAUUUUGGUGUGUUUAUGCUCUUUACUGUAUAUUAAACAAUUGAAUCAGU
Messenger RNA from Anoplopoma fimbria (sablefish), 1539 nucleotides. RefSeq lists its product as uncharacterized. Lineage: Eukaryota; Metazoa; Chordata; Actinopteri; Perciformes; Anoplopomatidae. Gene Ontology annotation, cellular component: membrane. The coding region runs from base 287 to 1051 and encodes 254 amino acids. The transcript has 7 exons. The record is from RefSeq and is a predicted model, not a curated record.